This is a messenger RNA of Lichtheimia ornata, 636 nucleotides long. RefSeq lists its product as uncharacterized. The coding region runs from base 1 to 636 and encodes 211 amino acids. Gene Ontology annotation, biological process: DNA strand elongation involved in mitotic DNA replication; DNA replication. The record is from RefSeq and is a predicted model, not a curated record. The transcript has a single exon. Gene Ontology annotation, cellular component: GINS complex. Lineage: Eukaryota; Fungi; Mucoromycota; Mucoromycetes; Mucorales; Lichtheimiaceae.
AUGGCAGCGUCCUUUGGUGAAUCCGGUGACAAACUAGCACGAGAAGCCAAACGCACAGCCGACUUGUUGGUAUCACCGUACAAUGACGAUCUAGUACAGACCAUUUGCCGAGAGACGCGCCAGCUGCACUCACGAGCCGAAUCGAUUCUUCAUGCGAUGCGCGCCAAUGCCAGCAAUCCAGAUGCACCUCCACCGAACAAACCGAGUCAAUUGACGCAAAUCAUGUUACAUCACUUGACGGUCAAGAGGAACAAGCGUGUCCUGUUUGCAUAUCAUCGACAACGAGUGGAAAAACUAAAGGAACUUUCAUGGGAUGUGGGAGACCGACGGCCCACCAGCCAACGUGAAAUCAAAGCAUCCCUCAGCAGCUCGGAGCAAAGAUUCCUUCAAGAAUAUGGUGAAAUGGUCAACACAUACAAGCAAAGCUUCCUGGAUGUGGAUUUAGGCGGUAACGGUGGCGUGGGUCUUGAUCCGCCUUUGGAUUUAUACAUCGAAGUGCGUGUUUUACGAGAUGCUGGACGUAUCAACACUGAAUUCGGUGAACUCAACCUCGUCAAAGGAAACCAAGAAUUCGUUCGUCGAUCGGAUGUGGAAGCUCUCAUCAAUGCUGGUUAUCUAAAACACAUCACUUCUUAA